This is a messenger RNA of Eurytemora carolleeae, 2134 nucleotides long. RefSeq lists its product as uncharacterized. NCBI's taxonomy places the organism in Eukaryota, Metazoa, Arthropoda, Copepoda, Calanoida, Temoridae. The record is from RefSeq and is a predicted model, not a curated record. Gene Ontology annotation, biological process: engulfment of apoptotic cell; phosphatidylserine exposure on apoptotic cell surface; apoptotic process involved in development. Gene Ontology annotation, cellular component: plasma membrane. The transcript has 8 exons. The annotation marks the transcript as partial.
ACACUCACUUUAUAUAUCUGUAAAGGUGGUGGUAUGGUCUGGAGGUACUCCCUCCUGUUUGCUCCGAUCCAGCUGGAGCACGUCAAGCAGGAGAUGAGGAACCUCUGCGUUCUCAGGAUGAUUCAUGGAUUCGCAGAGUCUAUGCCCCUUCUCCUUAUGCAGGCCUACAUAGCCUGCACUAGUCCAACUACAAUAGAAGAAAUAAACGUUAUAUCAAUGGCCCUGUCUCUUUUCAACGUAUGCUGGGCCCUGGCAUCAUUCACAAAGAAUAUUAGGUCGCACAACGUUCAUAGAUUAGUUCUAACUUGGAUAGGAGUCAUUUUCCAAUUCCUUUGGAGAUUAGGCACAAUUUCAUCCAGGGUCCUGGUAUUGGUCCUGUAUACUACAGUUUUUAAGUACUGGGUAUUCCUAGUAGUAGUGCUACACUGGAUCACUAUGAUGCUCUGGGUUCUAUCUAGAUAUGCUACUUUUAAGUCUGAGCGUCUAACAGCCUGGAAUAGAAUAGUUUUGAGUUUCUUUGUCUCGUAUAUCCAUAUCUUCUGCUAUCUCAACCUAGAGGAGCAGAAUACCAAGCUCAAGAUCAUCACCUUCUAUACCAUCAUGCUGGUCGAGAACAUCCUCCUCAUAGCGCUCUGGGCUCUAGGUAUAGAGAACAACUACGUCUACCUUGAGCUCAACCUGGACCGAACCCAUGUUUUCGUCGCAGUUUUUGUUUCCUACUUCCUCGGACUGGUGUUUAUGAGUAUUUACUAUAAAUAUUUUCACGUUAGAAAAUUAUCUGCAGCUCUGAACUAUAGUCCGAACCAGGAGGAAAACAAACCAGCCAAACGUCAAACCUCCUCCGUAUGCUCGGAUAACCCUGCUGUAACCGUGUUUAAUUGUGCUCUCAACCCUGCCCUGAGAAAGAAGAAGAAACUGCCCUCCAGAUCUGUCCCUCCUCCUCCUCCAGACACAACUCCGUUCUGGAAGGAACCCCUACCUAGAGAAGAACGAACUGCGGGAGACGGGUUGAGUUACAGUAGGACGACUAGUGUGGACGAUAUUAGACAGAAACUACAGGAGAAGCGGGAUAAGCAGAUGCUAGAGUUGAGACGGAUCGAAGACGAUCUUGCUGCAGGACGGAUUAAGAAACCUUCUCUCAGUUCUCAGAUCAACCAACCUAUACCAGUGAUAAAACGAACCCCGAUGAUUCUGAGUGGAAGGAGAGAAGAUUGGCCUGGACCUGCCCAACAUGAGUUCCAAGACUCCGGGCACGGAUCCUACCUAGGCAUGAGAAAACCCUACCCAGAGUCUGAGUAUCUCCCCCAACAGUCUGGAUACUACCCGGAGCAAAGCAUGCCAUACAUUCACAACCCAAACUUUGAAACAUCUUUAAACUCGGACAGUUUUCAAUCCUACCCGGAGGAAUUCAAUCCCGGAGAGAGGUUUCAACCUUACGGACAUUUUGACUCUGCAAGGUUUGAGAGAAGAGUUCCUCCUGAGAAUAGAUUAUCCAGAUACCCAGAUCCUGGUUUCCAGGAUGGAAUGAAUCAACCCUACCAGUCCUCAGGUCUACUUAGAGAAGGUGUAAAUCAACCCUACCAGUCCUCAGAUCUACCUAGAGAAGGUGUAAACCAACCCUACCAGUCCUCAGGCCUACCCAGAGAUUCAUAUUAUGGAUAUAAAGAUUCUAGUGGGGAUCAAGGUGACGUAGAUGAAGAUGAUGAUAUAACCUCGGGUGGUGAUUCUAUUCCUAACCAUCCACAACAUCAUUCUACCUUUAACUCUUCCCAUUCACCCUUUAAUUCUUCGCACACUGCCUUUAAUUCUUCGCACCCUCCCUUUAACUCCUUUCAAAACACCCCUCCUGGUCGCCUGCCUCUACCCCUACCAAGAAACAGGGUGGUGAUAGGAGGAUAUAAUGAUGAAACCCCAUUAUAGCACAAAUUAUGUAAAAAAUAAUGUCUAGCCUUUCUUCCUGUGAACAAUAUUGAUUCUUUAUGUACAAACUUAUAAUGGUAAUCUCUGAACAUAUGUACAAAGCUGUGUAGUAGAAUUUACCACAAAAAGUAUUGAAUGAAUUUUAAGUUUUAAGAAAACCUUGUCACCAGUCUAAAUUAUUCCAACGGACAAAAAUAUAAAUAAAUAGAUUAUU